AUGACCUGGGACAGUUUGGCCCUCUCUGUUCUUAGGACCGCCUUGUUGUCUGCUCUGAAGGUGGAGUCUCGGGUCGUCAGUAGCGCACGCACCUUCGCAGUCAUCUACGGCUUCUGUUUGGAGCGUGUGGUGACGGCCUUGGAGAAAAGAAAGCAUCCCCAUCAGUUAGAGAGUUACUCUAAAUUGACUCAGAGUCAUAACAGCUCACAGAAGAGAAAGUGUCCUGCAAGUCCUCCUGCCGGUACCAGCAAGCAGCUCAAGUUGGAUAUGUCCAGCAGCAAACGAGUUUCAAAAGUGAACAUAAACAAAGCAGUGAUGAAGUUUGUUGUUGAGGGCCUUCAACCAUUCAGUGUGGUGGACCUACAAGCAUUUAAAGACCUAAUCCAGGACCUCCAACCCAAUGCCACCAUCAUGUCACGCCCCACUCUACGAUCAAGUAUAGCUGAAGCUACAAAAUCUAUGAAGAAGAAAUUGAUCGCGGCAAUGAGUGAGGUGGAAUACAUUGCAACCACCACAGACUGCUGGACCACCAGAAGGCGCAGCUUUAUUGGCAUAACAGCUCACUGGCUUGAUCCUGACAGUUUAGACAGGCACUCAGUAGCCCUAGCAUGUAGGCAGUUAAAAGGCUCCCACACUUUUGAAGUUUUAGCGGCUGCAUUAAACGACAUCCAUGCAGAGUACCAGAUCCGUGAUAAGAUCGUUAGAACAACGACUGACAAUGGGUCGAAUUUUCUAAAAGCAUUCCGCAUUUAUGGUGACCAAGAUGAAAACAACAAUGCAACGUACACUGAAGAGUUAAGCAACUCGGGUGAGGGAGAUGAUGAUGAGGAGGAGAUUCAAGAAGAGGAAGAAGUUGUUAACUACCAAGAAGUGGCAAGUAUGCUUGAUAUAGGCGAUGGCUUUGAGUAUCAUUUACCCAAGCAUCAACGUUGCGCAUGCCACCUUCUCAAUUUGGUGUCAACAGUAGAUGCUUUAAAGGCAAACUCGAAUGAGGCCUACAAAAAAGUGUCCAGAGCCACAUUUUCAAAGUGCCAGGCACUAUGGAACAAGAGUGCACGAUCCGCUUUAGCUGCAGAAACCAUCCAAGAUGCAUGCAAACUUCAGCUAAUAAGGCCCAAUGCAACCAGAUGGAACUCGAUGUUCCUUGCAGUGGAGAGAUUAGUGAGGAUCGUCAAAGAACAGGGAGAGGGAGCCAUCCGAGAUGUCUGCACAUCAUUAAAAAUUCCAAUGCUCAAUCCAACAGAACUGGCCUUUUUAACAGAAUACUCCGCAAUCAUGAGUCCAAUGGCCAAGGCCAUCGAUAUUUUGCAGGCUGAAACCAACAUACAAAUGGGAUGGCUUCUUCCCACUCUGACUCAACUGAAGGCAAAACUGGACCGGAUCAAGCCAUCAUUAAAGUAUUCCAAGCCACUUGUUGAUGCCAUUCAACUGGGUUUGAAGAACCGCUUCAGUGAAAUCUUGGAAGACCCAGAACUGAUUGCAGCCGCCAUCUUGCUGCCAAAAUUCAAGACGCUGUGGACCAAAGAUGAAACUGUCCUGAAAAAGGGACUGGACUAUAUCAAUCUGGAGAUGGAGCCCUUGCAUCCCCUCAGCAACUUGCAUGCCACCUCUUCUGAUGAUGACGACUUUUUCUCAUCCAUCAAGUCAAACUCACAAGAAAGCUCCAAAGAACUUGAGGGAUAUUUGGGAUGCUGUGCUGACCACACCAGUCUGCUGAAGACCUUUCCCUCAAUCUGCAAGUUGUCCAUCAGGUUAAACACACCCCUUCCUGCCUCAGCGGCUUGUGAGAGGCUGUUUAGUACGGCAGGACUUUUAUUUAGCCCCAGGAGAGCCAGGAUGGACUCCAGCAAUUUUGAAAAUCAGCUUCUGCUAAAGCUGAACAGAAGCUUUUACAACUUUGAAUAGUAAUCUGUUUAUCUUAAUGGUGUGUUCUGAAGAUUUUUCAACUUAAAGAGGUGGUUCUUCCUCAUUAAUAUUCUGAAACAGUCUUACCUUGUAUCUUGUUGAUGCAGCUAUUGAACAUGUCUAUUGUAAGUCUAACCCCCAUACUGCGUUACGUUAAGGUGCUUCAUUGUCUCUUAUGAUUGAAAAUCUAACAAAUUCUUAAUUGCAGUAUGUAAUCUAAUAAUUUGUUCAAUUAAAUAAUUGCAUAUCACUCCCAAAAAUUGAUCUGCUUAAUUAUUUAUAUUUACAGUUCAUUGGAAUAUUUACUUUUUACUUUCGAUACUUAAGUACUUUUUAAAUCGGAUACUUUUGUACUUUUACUCAAGUGAUGUUUGAAUGGAGGACUUUCUACUUUUACUGGAGUAA
This is a messenger RNA of Xyrauchen texanus (razorback sucker), 2310 nucleotides long. RefSeq lists its product as uncharacterized. The record is from RefSeq and is a predicted model, not a curated record. NCBI's taxonomy places the organism in Eukaryota, Metazoa, Chordata, Actinopteri, Cypriniformes, Catostomidae. The transcript is spliced from 4 exons. Bases 1 to 1905 code for a protein of 634 amino acids.